Messenger RNA from Temnothorax curvispinosus, 1239 nucleotides. RefSeq lists its product as uncharacterized. Bases 1 to 1101 code for a protein of 366 amino acids. The transcript has 9 exons. The record is from RefSeq and is a predicted model, not a curated record. Lineage: Eukaryota; Metazoa; Arthropoda; Insecta; Hymenoptera; Formicidae.
AUGGUUGGUUACUGUUAUAUUUGCAAAACCGAAGCAGGAGAAGAAAGUAACGUGUCCUUUCACAGGUUACCAAAAAAUGAAGAGAAGAUUUCUGAAAGCAGGAGCUUGGCCAUCUGUACUGAGUAUAUUUCAUAUGAGUACACAAUAAAAAAACACACACACACAGUUUUACGAUACUAUAUAUUGUUUUUAUAUUUUAGAAAAAAUACCAAGAGCACUUUUAGUAAUACAAAUACUGACGAAGAUAAAGAUAAUAAAAAUAUUAAAACGGAGCCAAGCGUGGCAUCAGAAGAUGAAGCAUAUGAAUUCACAGAGAGAAGUGACACCGAACUAUAUACAAACGUAAUAUCAAAUGCAGCACAUGAAACCACAAAUAUUGAAGGAACUGCAAUAGAUUUUGGGAUUGUAAAAGAUGAACAUCUAAGCAUAAGUGACACCGAACUAUAUACAAACGAAAUAUCAAAUGUAGCACAUGAAACCACAAAUACUGAAGGAACUGCAAUAGAUUUUGAGAUUGUAAAAGAUGAACAUCUAAGCACAAGUGACACCAAAUUAUAUACAAGUGCAACAUCAGACGUAACACAUGAAACCACAAAUAUUGGGGAAACUAUAAUAGAUAAUGGAAUUGUAAAAUAUGAAUAUCAAAAGAGAAAUGACACCGAACUAUGUACAAGCGUGACAUCAGAUGUAGAACGUGAAUCCAUAAAUAGCGAGAAAACUGUAAUAGAUGAUGAGAUUGCAAGAGAUGAACAGCUAAAGAGGAAAAUAGGUCAGCCUGAAAGUAACAAAAAGCGUUUGCUCACUCCGAGAUAUGUCGGAGACAUACGCCGAGAGGAUUUUACUUCAAAUGAUACUUGGUACAUCUUUCAAGAAUAUUUAACGAAAACCAAGAGUAAAAUGAAACAGCUUGAUGACAAAGUGAGAUAUUUAAAUACAAAAGUAGGAAAUUUACAAGAAAUGAUGGAUGAUCUUAAAAAACGUGGACUUUUUUCUCGUGAUGCUUUGGAUUUGAUAAAGAAUUACAAACUUACAGCACGGAGGCCAAAUUCUAAAGGAAAACGUAAAACAAAUAAGAAGUUUCCACAAUCGAAUUGCGAGUGACGAUUGUUAUGCAAAAAGGCUGCAAAAACAGAAGAAUUCAAAGUCGAAAAAAUAAGAAUCACUUAUUAUAAUGGGAACGAGACCGUGAAAUUAAUAUCAUGGUUCAUAUCUUUUACAAUAUAUUUUUAUUCUCCUCUC